CUUUUAUGAAAUGUUACUUAUAAUCUUUUAGUAUAUUCAAUUUCGAACACCUAUAUAAAUAAAUUAUUUUUUAAAAUAGGAGCCCCAUUUGAUCGUCUAUCGCCUUUCAUCUUCAAAUUCUUCAUCUUGUUUGCUACCCAUUUUGAUUCAGUUGCAAACUUCAAUUUAUGCAAUAAUACAAAAUCUAAACCCAUGAUGAAAUGCAUCUACAAAGAUCCGAAUGCCGCCAUUGAUGCCAGGCUCAAAGAUCUCAUCUCUCAGAUGAGCCUUGCAGAGAAAAUCGGCCAAAUGACACAGAUCGAGCGCAGCGUCGCCACCCCUUCCGCCAUUAAAAACCUCUCCGUAGGUAGCAUACUGAGUGUUGGUGGGAGUGGGCCGUUUGAGAAUGCAGAGUCUGCUGAUUGGGCGGCAAUGGUGGAUAGCUUCCAGAAAGCCGCACUCGAAUCGAGGCUCGGAAUUCCGGUGCUGUAUGGAACAGGAUGUCUGUUCAUUG
Molecule: messenger RNA, 493 nt
Organism: Erythranthe guttata (spotted monkey flower)
Lineage: Eukaryota; Viridiplantae; Streptophyta; Magnoliopsida; Lamiales; Phrymaceae
Source: RefSeq, a predicted model, not a curated record